Dimorphilus gyrociliatus is the source of this 1403-nucleotide messenger RNA. The record is from the annotation of a GenBank genome assembly. Lineage: Eukaryota; Metazoa; Annelida; Polychaeta; Dinophilidae.
AUUGAAUGGGAUUACUAACCAGAUAGAUAGGCUUAAAUUACUAUAUAUUAAAUUCAGCGAGUACCUCAUUAAUUAGUAGUAACAGUUAUUGAUUUGUAGUGUAUAUCAUAGAGAUGAUUUUGAGGAUCGUCACAGAUAUAGGUUCAUUUGAUUGGGAACUCGAAAAUUCACUAAACAUUACUUUUAGAGAAGUUCUGGAGGCUAUGAAUCAAGUUCUUCCAGAUGUUUCUGUUACAGCUUUUGAGUACGAUGACGAAGAUGGUGAUAGAAUUACUGUCAGAACAGACGCGGAAAUGUCUGCAAUGCUUGCAUUUCAAAAAUCUUCAAUAAAUGAAACAAACUUAAACUUGCCAUUUAACAUCUAUCCAAAAUACAAUAAGUCAUGCGAAAAGAAUGUUUUUGGUCUUAAAGUCGAAGUUUCAGGGACUAGCCAUAAUCCUGCACCAACAUUACCUCCAGUGGACUACAGAAAAGACACUGAAAUGAAAGCUAUUAAUUCAAGCGAUUUAAACGAAAUAAUGUCAUGUGGAAAUGUAAGUGCGGCUGACUUGCAGGAAAUUGAGGUUUUUGGUAAAGGAGCAAGCGGAAUUGUUUAUAGAGCAUUACAUAUUUUAUCUGGAUGUGAAAUGGCUGUAAAAACAAUAGCUUUAGACGCAACGCAAGAUGAACAACGACGCAUAAUUGCUGAACUAGAGAUUUUGUAUAAGUGUAAUUCUCCCAAUAUUAUUGGUUUCUACGGUGCCUUUUUCGUUGAAAAUCGGAUAUCAAUAUGUACAGAAUAUAUGAAUGGAUGCUCCUUAGAUAGAUAUGGUCAAAUAGAAGAAUCGAUACUAGGUCCAGUUGCAGUAUCCAUUAUAGAGGGUAUAUCUUAUUUAUCAGGAUUAAAAAUUAUGCAUAGAGAUGUUAAACCAUCUAAUAUACUAGUAAACACAAAAGGCGAGAUAAAAUUAUGCGAUUUUGGCGUUAGUACUCAACUUGUUAAUUCAAUUGCACAAACGUACAUAGGAUCUAAUGGUUAUAUGGCCCCGGAAAGAAUUAAUGCUCAAGGUUAUGAUAUCAAAUCCGAAGUAUGGAGUAUUGGAGUGUCUGUUUUUGAAAUGGCUUUGGGUAAAUUCCCAUAUCAUUUAGUCUUCCCCGUACCAAAGGAAGAAAUUAAGUUGAUGGAAUUACUCACUUUUAUCGUGACUAAACCACCACCCUUGCGACUGUUGAGAGCAAAAAAGUGUAGUAACGAAUUAAUUGACUUUAUUGCUGUAUGUUUACAAAAACAACCAGAAAAUCGACCAUGUCCCAAUAACUUAAAGAAUCACUGUUUUCUAGAAAAAUACUUGAAUUUUUCACCCGGAUUUGUUGCUGAUUGGGUAACCUCAAAAAUGUUCAAUUUACAAAUGACAGUGAACUAA